Iphiclides podalirius (scarce swallowtail) is the source of this 2304-nucleotide messenger RNA. NCBI's taxonomy places the organism in Eukaryota, Metazoa, Arthropoda, Insecta, Lepidoptera, Papilionidae. The record is from the annotation of a GenBank genome assembly.
AUGGGGUCUAAAAAACACAAGAAAGAAUCAAAAAAGAAGAAGCACCGGAGUCGUUCAAGAUCGCCAUUGGAUGUGGAGGAACGCGAACGAAAACGUCACAAAAAACACAAAGACCGCAAGAAGGAUCGAUCUCCUGACGACACGGUGGCAUUCGAGACGGUUAACCGCAUCCCGAGUGCUGAUCUGGUGAGGUGGGUAUUUGAAGAAGUACCAGUGGACUCCCACCUGCAGAAAGACACCAAUGGUGCGGCACAUUCGAAGAGCCGCAGUGGGACGCGCAGCCACAGCCCCACCCCUGAACCGAGACAUGUCACUAAAGAGAAAGCAAAAGAAAAGGAGCAGUCGCCAGUGGCCGGUGGCGGAGCUCAAGAGAGUUUAUCGAUAGAAGAGACCAACCGUUUACGUGCCAAGCUUGGACUCAAACCUUUGGAAGUCGCUGAAAAGCCAGCUGAAGACGGCAAAAUAAAGGAUGAUUUGGGUGAAUUCUACCACAAGCCAGCCACCAACAUCGCCCAACAGAAGAAAGCAGACAAGCUACGAGAAAAGCUGGAGGAGCGCCGCGAGAAGAGGAAGCUUGAGCAAAAGUUACAAACCACACUUCUAGCAGAUGAGUCAGAUGAUGAAGAUGCAAUAGCUUGGGUAAAGAAAAGUAGAGAAAUUGAGCAACAGAAGAAAGAAGCUGAAAAGAGGGCUGCAAUGUUGGACGAGAUGGACGCGGUGUUCGGAGUCUCUGCACUGGUGGAGGAGGAGCAGGCAGCAGAGAGGCAGGCCAGCUAUGGCGCCACACAUCUAAAGGGCUUGCGAGUUGCCCAUGACAUAGAGGCGCUGGGCGAGGAGCGCGAGGUGGUGCUGACGUUGGCCGACAAGCCGGUGCUGGCGGAGGACCCAGAGGAUGUGCUUGUCAACGUCAACAUGCUGGACGACGAGCGCUAUCGCAAGAACGUGGAGGAGCGCAAGAAGGCGCGCGCGGGCUACCAGGCGUACGACGAGGAGGCGGAGCUGCAGGCGGCGCUGGGCUUCCAGCGGCCCGUGCUGGCCAAGUACGACGAGGUGCUGGCCGAGGGGGGCGGCGCCCCGCCCGCCCACGCCGCCCAGCGCGGCUUCCACAUCGGCGACGACGAGGCCGUCUCGCGCAGGCUGCAGGACCUGCUGAGGCAGGAGCAGAUGCUGCAGGGCGGGCCUGAGAGGCGGCUGGAGUCGUUGCAGACGGCGCUGCGCCCCGCCACCGACUACCUGGACGAGCACGAGAUACAGGCCAAGUUCAAGAAGCCUAAGAGGAAGGGUAAAAUUCGCAAGAAAGCGAAGGAAGAGCCAAUUGACGUAGAUGAUUAUGAAGCGGGCACUGUACCCCUUGACACUGAUGAUACAGAUGUGAAACCGGACGAGCUGAAGAUGGAGAUAGCGAUGGACGACGAGGAGGUGGAGCCGGACAGCGAGCUGCAGGCGGCGCUGGCGCGGGCACGCCGCCUGCGCCAGGCGGAGGAGCGCCACCUCAGGGUGCCGAAGGUGGAGGAGCUGCUGGAGCGCGUCAAGGAGGAGCAGCACGAGGAGAUGGACGCGGGCGCCAUGGUGCUCGACGCCACGGCCGAGUUCUGCCGCACGCUCGGCGACAUCCCCACCUACGGGCUGGCCGGCAACCGCGACCACCACGCGGAGAUCAUGGAGCUGGAGCGCGAGGAGAUGGAGGUGGAGCGGGCGGAGGAGGCGGCGGGCGCCUGGAGCCGCGUCGACGUGCACAACGACCGGCCGCCGGACCUCGCCGCCGGGUCGUCGGUGGCGCUGGACGCGGAGCCGGCGCUGGGCGGCGGCGUGGCGGGCGCGCUGCAGCUGGCGCUGAGCAAGGGCUACCUGGAGCGGGCGGGCGGCGCGCCGGCGCCGCGGCCGCCGCCGCACCAGCUGGCGGCGCGCCACUACUCCAUCGAGGACAAGAGCCACGGCGAGGAGGAGGGGCGCGAGGGGCGCGAGGGGCGGCACGCGCGGCGCGAGCGCGCCCACGCCGGCCCGCUGCUGGAGUUCCGCGAGCGCGCCGGCUUCCGGCCGCACGUGAAGCUCGACUACGUGGACGACGAGGGCCGCCCGCUCUGCCCCAAGGAGGCCUUCCGCUACCUCUCGCACAAGUUCCACGGCAAGGGGCCCGGCAAGAACAAGCAGGAGAAGCGCAUCAAGAAGGCCGUGCAGGAGGGGCUGAUGAAGAAGAUGAGCUCCACGGACACUCCGCUGGGCACCCUCCAAAUGCUGCAGGAGAAACAACGAGAGACGCAUUCGCCCUACGUCGUUCUAAGCGGCGCCAAGCGGGAGCAUAAG